AUGAAGGAGUCUACUCAUACCCAUUCCACCAUCACCAACUUUCUCUCUCUCCUCAGUCUCUCAUCAAUCGCCCUCGCCGCCACAGAUCCCAUCUCACAUAAGCCUCACGCACGACUCAUCGCCCAGUUCCCAUCCCCCUCUCUCUUCCAAGAUGCCUCCAUCCAAGUCGGCGCCGCCAUCGAGCCAUGCCGCCCAGGAGAGCUAGUCUGCAACGACGGCUGCAUGCCCCCUCGCGCAGAAUGCUGCCCCGACGGCGACGGCUACUGUAAGCAGGGAUACGCGUGUGUCACCGACGGCUGCUGUCCCUUUGGCAAAAUAUGCGACGGCCGGAUCGUCUGCGAUUUCGGCGAAGUGCCUUGUGGCGAUAAGCAUUGCAUGCCCGAGGGGGCUGUCUGCUGUCCGGGGGGAUCGUACUGCCGUGCUGGAGAGACGUGUUUUCAGAACGGCUUUGAACGUUAUUGCCAGCAUGCGAAAAGUACCACCACCGAGGAAUCAAAGACAAAUAGCAUCGACAAACCAACGAGUUCGCAUGACCUGAGCACUACUGAGGCGCUGAGCUCUAUUAGAACGAGCCAUGAAGAAGCUUCGAUUCCAGCAUCAACAUCGACAUCAACAUCGACAUCAACAUCAACCUCCUUGGAGACAUCAUCUUCUGAGCAUGAGACCAGCAAGCCAGUAGUGCUGCCUACGCCUCAUCUCCCUGCAGAACCAUCAACUUCGUCAUCUGUAGAGGCACCGUCAACUACUACUUCGUCAGCACCUGCGUCAACCACUUCUCCGUCGAAUGAUAAUGCCGCGACUGUUGUUAAAGUCCCAGGCCUUGAACUCACACUUGCAUUGGCGUUGAUAUCAAUGGCCAUUAUUCGUCUUUAG
This is a messenger RNA of Trichoderma atroviride IMI 206040, 873 nucleotides long. RefSeq lists its product as uncharacterized. NCBI's taxonomy places the organism in Eukaryota, Fungi, Ascomycota, Sordariomycetes, Hypocreales, Hypocreaceae. The record is from RefSeq and is a predicted model, not a curated record.